UUCCGUCCACUUUAUGACAGAGCACGGAGCGUCACGAGCGCCUUCUCUGCCUGCCUGCACGAGAGAGACAGACAGCACCGUCCCUGCACACAGUUAGGCCCGGAAAAGAUCCAGAACCAUGUCCAUCCUCAAGAUUCACGCUCGUGAGAUUUUUGACUCCCGUGGCAACCCCACUGUGGAGGUCGAUCUGUACACCAAGAAAGGUCUUUUCAGAGCUGCAGUGCCCAGCGGUGCCUCCACCGGCAUCUACGAGGCCCUGGAGCUCCGUGACAAUGACAAGACCCGCUACAUGGGCAAAGGAGUCAAAAGAGCAGUUAAAUAUGUAAAUGAGUUCUUGGCCCCUGCCUUGUGUAACCAGGAUGUGAACGUUAAAGACCAGGAGAAGAUCGACCAGCUGAUGCUGGACAUGGACGGCACAGAAAACAAGUCUAAGUUUGGUGCUAACGCCAUCCUGGGCGUCUCCCUGGCUGUGUGCAAGGCUGGUGCAGCAGAGAAGGGCGUUCCCCUCUACCGCCACAUCGCUGACCUGGCUGGAAACCCUGAAGUCAUCCUCCCUGUCCCUGCUUUCAACGUCAUCAACGGCGGCUCCCACGCAGGCAACAAGCUGGCCAUGCAGGAGUUCAUGAUCCUGCCUGUGGGAGCCAGCAGCUUCAAGGAGGCCAUGCGCAUCGGUGCCGAGGUCUACCACAACCUGAAGAAUGUCAUCAAGGAGAAAUAUGGCAAGGACGCCACUAACGUAGGAGACGAGGGAGGCUUCGCCCCCAACAUCCUGGAGAACAAGGAAGCUCUGGAGCUGCUGAAGAACGCCAUCGCCAAGGCCGGCUACACCGACAAGAUCGUGAUUGGCAUGGACGUGGCUGCCUCUGAGUUUUACAAGGGCGGCAAGUACGACCUGGACUUCAAGUCCCCCGACGACCCCAGCCGCUACAUCUCCCCCGACAAGCUGGCUGACCUCUACAGGAGCUUUGUCAAAGAUUACCCUGUGGUGUCCAUUGAGGACCCCUUUGACCAGGAUGACUGGGAGGCGUGGAGCAAAUUCACAGCCAGCACCAGCAUCCAGGUGGUGGGCGAUGACCUCACAGUCACCAACCCCAAACGCAUUGCCAAGGGUGUGGCUGAGAAGUCCUGCAACUGCCUGCUGCUCAAAGUCAACCAGAUCGGCUCCGUCACAGAGUCCCUGCAGGCCUGCAAGAUGGCCCAGAGCAACGGCUGGGGCGUGAUGGUCAGCCAUCGCUCUGGAGAGACGGAGGACACCUUCAUCGCUGACCUGGUGGUCGGUCUCUGCACUGGACAGAUCAAGACUGGUGCACCUUGCCGGUCUGAGCGCUUGGCCAAGUACAACCAGCUGCUCAGGAUUGAAGAGGAGCUCGGCGACAAGGCCCGUUUUGCCGGCCAGAACUUCAGACACCCCAUCUGAGCUGGUCCACCUCCAUGGGCCUCUGUGUGUUCAACUGCUCAUAAAUACUCCCCACUAAUAUACGCCACUUUAGGUUGCCUGCCCUGUCCGGAGAGAAGAGGGAGAGAUUACUUGCUGACAUCCAAGGUCCAAGUCUGGUCUGUGGCCGUGGAGAAGCCAUUCAGUACAACCACAGCUCAGCUCAUCCUCAAAACUGUGCUUUAGCUCCUGAAUAGUGUCGGUCCCAGUGUUUGUUUCUGUGUAACUGUGUGAGAGCUUUUCGUUCAGCUUCUUGUGAGUUGUAGUGAUUUUUGGUGCUCUUGAGCUACUGUAACUGUAGUACGGCUCUGCCUCGAGCAGUGGUAACAGUACUGUGUGUGCGCCCAAUUUGUCGCAUCUGACAUGGUCUUGUGUUGCUGUAAGCGUUGGCAGAAAUAUGUAAUAAACAACAUAGUUUAAAACA
Molecule: messenger RNA, 1859 nt
Organism: Anarrhichthys ocellatus (wolf-eel)
Lineage: Eukaryota; Metazoa; Chordata; Actinopteri; Perciformes; Anarhichadidae
Gene: eno1a
Product: enolase 1a, (alpha)
Exons: 12
Coding region: 119-1417 (432 amino acids)
Biological process (GO): glycolytic process
Cellular component (GO): phosphopyruvate hydratase complex
Molecular function (GO): phosphopyruvate hydratase activity; magnesium ion binding
Source: RefSeq, a predicted model, not a curated record